Molecule: messenger RNA, 1617 nt
Organism: Hirsutella rhossiliensis
Lineage: Eukaryota; Fungi; Ascomycota; Sordariomycetes; Hypocreales; Ophiocordycipitaceae
Product: integrase core domain-containing protein
Exons: 5
Coding region: 1-1617 (538 amino acids)
Biological process (GO): DNA integration
Molecular function (GO): nucleic acid binding
Source: RefSeq, a predicted model, not a curated record
AUGAAGAUCUACCUGACCAAGCCAUUGCCAGAGCGUUCGAGAGGUGUCUACCGCAACCCACAUCAUCUAGACGAACUACUCCGAAAGACGAUUCAAGAUUACCUGGACAAGGGUUUCAUCGAGAGCUGCUGGCCUGGAUUUGCCUCACCAGCCUUCUUUGUGCCCAAGGGUGACAUGGGCAUGGAUUGGAGAUUCGUGAUCGACUACCGGGACCUCAACGACGCCAGUGCAAAGAUGAAGUACCCCAUGCCUCUUUCGUACGCCGACGACAUCCUGAUCUAUUCAGAGUCGGCCGAGGAAAACGUGCGCCAGACCGAGGAAGUCAUUCGACGACUGGCAGCGGCAGGCCUACAGGGCGACAUCAAGAAGAGCUCCUUUUGCGUCACCGAGGUGGAUUACCUCGGGCUGGUGAUUAAGGCGGGGGAAGGUAUCGCCCUUGACCCUAAGAAGAAACAGGCCAUCCUUGAGUGGAGGCUGUCGGACCUAAAAUCUACGAAAGCCAUCCGAUCUUUCCUCGGAUUGGUUAACUUUGUCCGACGCUUCUCGAAAGAAGUAAGCGAGCUGGCGCACCCGCUCAACGAGCUCCUAAAAAGGGCAAUCUUCAAGAUCGGCAAGCAAGAGGAAGCGGCUUUUGAAGCACUCAAGGAAGCCCUGGUCCGAGCUCCCGGAAUGGGCUUCUGGAAGAUAGGCGCCCCGACUCGGAUAGAGACUGAUGCGUCAAAGCAUUCGGUAGGCGCCACCGCUUUACAACAACAGAACGACAACUCAUGGAAGCCGGUGGCCUACUUCUCCAAGACCUUGUCGUCAACAGAGACGGUAUGGCCUAUCCAAGACCGAGAAUUCCUCGCCAUCAUCCGCGCCCUAGAAGAGUGGAGGCCAGAGCUGGUUGGGGGCCCUUUUGAAGUAGUAACGGACCAUGAAGCUCUCAAGUACUUUGCGACAAAGCGGGUUUUAUCAUCUCGACAAGCCCGUUGGGCACAGAUUCUGUCGGAAUUUGACUACAAGAUGACAUACCGACCCGGGAAGGAGAACAUAAUUGCAGAUGCCCUGUCCCGGAAAAGCGAGAACUUCGAGACCGUCAGAGCCAGAGACCUGGAUUCCCGCACCAUGGAACUGGUCCCGAACGAUCGGGUACCCGCAGAAGUUCUCGAGGAGACACAUGUCGAAGCUGCUCCCCUAGACAUCGCGGCAAAUUCUGAGGACCGCGGCCCAGCAGUACCUGGGGAGGCACCAGCCGGAGUGUUCCUUGUGGAGCUGAUUGUCCGGGAAAAUGAGAAACAGAUUCCCAAGGAGGACCGGCGGAAGGGAGAUCGUAUCUGGACAGACACCGCCGAAAGACUGGCCAAGCGAUAUUACCGCCGCGUGUUUGGUCACCUCGGUCUACCGAAGAUUUGGCUCUCGGACAACGGACCACAGUUCAUUUCGAAAUUCAUGGCCAAGGUCAACGAGAUGACGGGAACAGAGCACAAAUUCGGCAGUGCCUACCAUGCGCAGACUCAAGGAGGCGUGGAGAUUACCAACCAGUAUCUUGACCAACGCUUGACGUUUUACGUGUCGUAUUUUCAAGACGAUUGGAGAACGAUCAGCCAAUUUGAAGAGAAGAGGCUGGUCAACUGA